UUUCAUCGCACUUGAUAGCAUACUCGAGAAGAGAGGAGCCCUACGUCAGAUGUUUGCUAGUUCCGAGUGGUAUGAUAGUAGAUAUUCUUAUGCCGGCACUGAAGGGAGCAAGAUAGAAGACUUGGUGACGAGACAGCCAUUCUGGCAGCGGGCUACUACAAUAGUCAAAGCUAUCAAACCAUUAUAUGAAGUGCUGCGGGCCGUAGAUAGCGAGAUCUACCCCCAGAUGGAAUUUUUGUAUCACAUGAUGGUCAAGGCAAAGGAUCAGAUUAUGGAGGUAGAUCCAGCACAUGGCCGGUCAUACAUCAACAUCAUUGAGCAACGGUGGGGAGCGCAAAUGGGUACAGAAUUACAUCUAGCAGCAUACUACCUAAAUUCCCGAUUUCAGUACAGCAUAGAUGGAAUUGGUAUGGAUGAAACACUUCUGGAUGCUUUGUGUAAUGUGAUUUACAAGAUGGAGGCAGAUCCAGAAAAAGCGGCCCUAUGUCUUGAAGAGAGCAAAUUAUUUAGAGAGGGCAGCUACAGUUUUGGCCAACGAGCGGCUGUCGUCAGCAAACACAAUAUGAAUCUAGGUACGUGACACAUCAGGAAAACAUUCACCUAGUGUUACUUAGUCACUAUUCUGGAACUAUC
This is a messenger RNA of Phoenix dactylifera (date palm), 633 nucleotides long. The record is from RefSeq and is a predicted model, not a curated record. NCBI's taxonomy places the organism in Eukaryota, Viridiplantae, Streptophyta, Magnoliopsida, Arecales, Arecaceae.